This is a messenger RNA of Rhipicephalus microplus (southern cattle tick), 1551 nucleotides long. RefSeq names its product adenosylhomocysteinase (gene Ahcy). NCBI's taxonomy places the organism in Eukaryota, Metazoa, Arthropoda, Arachnida, Ixodida, Ixodidae. Gene Ontology annotation, molecular function: adenosylhomocysteinase activity. The record is from RefSeq and is a predicted model, not a curated record. Gene Ontology annotation, biological process: L-methionine cycle. Gene Ontology annotation, cellular component: cytosol.
AGAGCGCUGUAGAAGUACAGAGCGCACGUGUUCGCAUAUUCCUCUCUUCUUUUUGCGUGUGAUUCUGGCCGCGCGUAUAUAAGUUCGCCGUCACUCGUAGGUUUCCGCUGUUCUUUUCAAGUUUCGCAUCAGGUCUCACAAUGUCUGCGAGCAAGCCAGCGUACAAAAUCGCUGACAUCGGCCUGGCUGAAUUUGGUCGCAAGGAGAUCAUCUUAGCUGAAAAUGAAAUGCCUGGGCUUAUGGCGCUACGUCGCAAAUAUGGACCGACGAAGCCAUUGAAGGGUGCCCGAAUUGCUGGUUGUCUACAUAUGACCAUUCAGACUGCUGUUCUCAUUGAAACAUUGCUUGAACUUGGAGCUGAGGUUCAGUGGUCAAGCUGCAACAUAUUUUCCACACAAGAUCAUGCUGCUGCAGCCAUGGCCAAGCGUGGUGUUGCGGUUUAUGCAUGGAAAGGAGAAACGGAGGAGGAAUACAUUUGGUGCAUUGAGCAGACUUUAGUUUUCCCAGAUGGCAAGCCACUCAACAUGAUAUUGGAUGACGGAGGUGACCUAACGGCUCUUGUUUCUACCAAGUAUCCCCAGUACCUUUCUGGCAUUCGAGGCGUGUCGGAGGAAACGACUACUGGUGUGCAUCAACUCUAUAAGAUGAAAAAAGAAGGGACACUUAAAAUUCCCUGCAUCAAUGUGAACGACUCUGUCACAAAGAGCAAAUUUGACAACUUAUACGGCUGCCGUGAGUCGCUAGCUGAUGGGAUCAAGCGAGCGACAGACAUAAUGCUUGCUGGCAAGGUGGCUUGUGUAGCUGGAUUUGGUGACGUUGGCAAAGGCUGUGCGCAGUCUUUGCGUGGCUUUGGAUGCCGUGUGCUUGUCACGGAGAUUGAUCCCAUCAAUGCCCUGCAGGCUGCCAUGGAAGGCUAUGAGGUAACCACCAUGGAGGAUGCUGCAUCAAAGGCAUCUAUUUUUGUGACUGCUACUGGAUGCCGAGAUAUUGUACGAGGAGAACACUUUGAGAAGAUGCGUAAUGAUGCCAUUGUCUGCAACAUUGGCCACUUUGAUAUUGAAAUAGACGUCAAGUGGCUGGAAAAGAAUGCAGCUGAAAAAGUAGAGAUUAAGCCUCAGGUUGACCGCUACAAGCUAAAGAAUGGCAACCACAUCAUACUCCUUGCUGAAGGUCGCCUUGUGAAUUUAGGUUGUGCUAUGGGACACCCAUCAUUUGUCAUGAGCUCAUCUUUCACGAACCAAGUGCUUGCUCAGAUUGAGUUGUGGACUAAAAGUGACAAGUACAAGGUGGAUGUGCACUUUUUGCCUAAGAAGCUUGAUGAGGAAGUUGCAGCACUUCACCUCGAUCAUCUUGGAGUGAAACUGUCCAAGCUGAGCAAGGAGCAGUCCUCGUACCUUGGCAUUCCUUCUGAGGGCCCUUUUAAACCGGAAUACUAUCGAUACUAGAUUUGAUUCCAUUUUCUGCAUAGACUGCUGUGUUGUUUCAAAUUUGUCACGGACAUAUUUUUGUGAUAAUAAACUGGAAUGAUCAUUAGCACUUUGAUAAAUUGAA